Molecule: messenger RNA, 3057 nt
Organism: Petromyzon marinus (sea lamprey)
Lineage: Eukaryota; Metazoa; Chordata; Hyperoartia; Petromyzontiformes; Petromyzontidae
Product: chloride intracellular channel protein 5-like
Source: RefSeq, a predicted model, not a curated record
CACCACCCCGCCGUGCGCGCGCACACACACACGCGCGCAGCGCACAUGGACUGAAUGUUCCAGUAGCUGUUGACCCUCUUCCCCUCUCCCUCUCUCCCUGCCGCUCUCUCCGAGCCAGUGGCUCUGUAAAGAAGUGGAGAGGUGGUGGCGGCAAUUUAAAACCCCGCGCUGAAACUGCACACCGCGCGGCACUGUAUAGCGGCGGACAGAAGACCCCCAAAGUGUGGCGCGCAGACGAAGCGGUUCGCGGACGACGCGGUGAGGGGGAGAGAGAGGAGACGCGUUUCCAAAUAGAAAUUUUGCGCUUUGGAAGUCAAAGGGGGUUGGGGGGGGGGUGUGCUGGUCACUGUUUACCAACCACCACCACAACAACAACAACAACAAAAACCUCUCCACCCACACCCAGCCACCCAGCUAACCCACCCCCGCCGCCGCCACCACCACUGCCCGAGCACCCGGAGUGAGACAGAGAGAGCUGUGAGCGUGCGGCAGCGGUCGCCGUCCUCGCGAGCGACGUGUAAGGUGGCGGCGGUCACCGGGAGAACCGCCGGUGACGCUUUGGCAGCAGUGGCCCGUCGGUGGCCGCGCUCAUGGCCAGCUCGGCCCCUGCCAACGGUCUGCAGGGAGACCCUGAGAUAGAGCUCUUUGUCAAGGCAGGGAGCGAUGGAGAGAGCAUUGGAAAUUGCCCUUUUUCUCAGCGCCUCUUCAUGAUCCUCUGGCUGAAGGGCGUCGUCUUCAACGUCACCACAGUGGACAUCAAAAGGAAGCCACCGGAACUGCAGAACCUGGCCCCAGGCACGCACCCUCCAUUCCUGACGUUCAACGGCGAAGUGAAGACCGACGUCAACAAGAUUGAGGAGUUCCUGGAGGAGCAGCUCUCACCCCCAAAUUACGUGCGGCUGGCGGCCAGGCAUCGGGAGUCGAACCUGGCGGGAAACGAUGUCUUUGCCAAGUUCUCGGCCUACAUCAAAAACGCCAAGAAGGAGGCCAAUGACAAUCUCGAGAAGGCUCUGCUCAAGGCCUUCAAGAAGCUGGACGACUACCUGCUGUCGCCCCUUCCGGAAGAGAUCGAUGACUGCAGCAUGGGGGAUGACGGAAUCUCCCCGCGCAAGUUCCUGGACGGCGAUGAACUGACCCUCGCCGACUGCAACCUCCUGCCCAAGCUACACAUUGUGAAGAUCGUGGCGAAGAAAUACCGGGACUUCGAGAUCCCGGCCGAGAUGACGGGCGUGUGGAAGUACCUGCGCGGCGCGUACGCACGUGACGAGUUCACCAACACGUGCCCCGCCGACCGCGAGAUCGAGCUGGCCUACGCGGACGUGGCCAAGCGGAUGAGCUGAGCCGCCCCCGUCGCCCGAUCGAAAGGCCACCCGGCAGCCCUCCCGGGAGCCCACACGUAGCUCCUGGCAGCCGCACGUCGCACGCCCAUCCACCAUCUCGUUUCCCCCAGUGCCCCUCCACGCACGGCUGCAAGUGGGUGGAAGCUGUGCACCCCCCCCCCCCCCCCCCACCAAUCCCCCCCACCACCAUCCACUCCUUGGGGGACGUGGUGCCCCAGUACGCGCGGUUCACCCGCCAGGGAUGAAUCUACCACCGGGGUGCGCUGGUGGGGACGGUGGCAUGCGUGUGUUGUGUUGUGCGGGUUUCGGUAACAUAGGGUGUGAAAUCAUAUCUUUGCCAACUCUUUAAUAUGUACAGUAUACAUAUAUAUGAUGGGGGGGGGGGGGGGGCUAAAACUAACAACGCAUUUGAUCUAACUAUAGUUCGCCCGAUAAGUCAAUCUGUUGACCCCUUCAAGGUCACCAUCUCGUUGUUUUCCACACGCGCUCGCGGGCGACAGCAGUCCCCGUGGACCGUGCUGCUCGUUGCGCUCGGCGCUUUGCCACGGCUCUUUGCAACAGUCGUGGGGACGCGUGACGUGAUGUUUCAGGCAAGGGGCAGCACUGACGGCAGUGCGGGGGGGGGUGGGUCUCCGCACGGUCUGGUAGUCGCGGGGACGCGUAUCAUUCGCGCAAGUUGCCGUCAAGUCGAGUAGCGGCGGUGUGCCUGAACAUUCGUCAAACGUGCAGACCUCGUCCGCCGACGCAAUGAUGCGUGAUAGUUACAUUCACCGAUAAUAAUUCGUGAUCACAACGUAGCGUCCUCUUGCAGACGGCCAACCCGCGACGCAUGAUUCACACGGCGGCGCCUCGUGCUCUCGUGCGUAGCUACCGUUACGAGGAAUGGCCCACGCAUGCCACUUGCCUGCCCACUCGCUUCGCUGGCACGUUGCGUCCGCCCCGCAGCGGUGGCACCCGCGUCCACCGUGGUGGACUUCAGCCCGGACCCUGCCGGUGACUGGGUCCGACGAAGAACGUCCAUGCGGGAGCUCCCCCCUUUCUGUCCCUAGACCCCCCCCCCCCCCCCCCACACUCUCAGCUGCUCAUGCAGAACUCCGAUCCGCUGACCUCGCUUCUCAUUCUCUGCCGCCCCCAGUUCGCUCGGCCAAAUUAACUCAAAACAAUGUUUCUUCCCCCCCACCCCCGCCGCACCUCCAAAUAGCACAGUUGGCGUACGUAUAUGGCGCACAAGACGUUCAACAUACGCACAUUUAGCUGCAGGCAUCGAAUCCGCGCCAUCCUGAAAGUGCAAGGUUCUCACGGGGGUACGAUGAGUUUAGUUUGCCCUCUAAGGAGCGAUGUUGCUGCUGUGUGCUUUUACCCAAUUGUACCGCCGUGAGAGGUUGCGGUGCGGUGGUGGGGGGUGGGGGGUGGGGGGUCACCAAUAAGAGUGGGCAAUGCAUUUAAAUCGCCUUUCCCCGCGUGGCGGUUCGCGCACACGCGUAGCGAUAUCGUGAUGCCCCCACGCGCACGGUGGCCGAUAGCGCGGAGUUCUUUGUGGUGGUGGUGGGGGGGGGUCGAGUUUGGGGGGCGCUUGCAAGUCGAUUGCCGUGGUGAGUCUUUGGUGUGUGCACACUGCCGUGCCGGCUUCCAAAGCUUUGCACCGAAGGCCUCUGCAUUCGGCGCAGACAGAGAGAGGGAGAGGCGCGCUGACACCCCCCCCCCCCCGAGAGCAGCC